This is a messenger RNA of Pseudo-nitzschia multistriata, 3333 nucleotides long. The record is from the annotation of a GenBank genome assembly. NCBI's taxonomy places the organism in Eukaryota, Bacillariophyta, Bacillariophyceae, Bacillariales, Bacillariaceae.
CGUCGAAACCCUCCUCUCGAAGAAUAGUAGACCCAGGGAGUUGGAUACUGGAUCGCUAUGACAAAUUCCAACGCAGAACAAGAGGUUGGUCGCACUGGCGAUGUCGUAGAAUAUCCCGUGCUGGUCAAAUCAACAUCUUCUCAGUCUAAGACUACGGAAGGAGAUGUCACAGCUCCCAACAGCACGUCGAGUUCGCCUCUCUCGUUUACCCAGACGCCAGGCUUGAACAGUAGCAGCAGCCACCACAACAUCUCGACAACCACCACCCAGGAAUCCCUUGGGGCUGUGACCUCCAUGCACGACUAUCAGCAGGAAAACCGCAAUUCGCCUCCUCAUAACCAGAAUAGUAGCAGCAACAACAACAUAGACAAACUCUCCCGGGGACCCCUCUCUCCCCAGUCCGCUCCACCGUCUACCUCUAUUCCCGGGGCGUGGGGCUCGGCUUCUUUGGGAAACACUCCCGUACCAUCGGUGAUCCACACCGAAGCGGGCGUCGAGGGUCCUGCCCCCGUUGCGAAAAUCAAAUCGCACGGAUCUGCGCCGUAUUUUCCAACGAUCGAUCGGACCACCUCGGGGAACAUGAGCAUGGGGUCUGCUUCCAGUUCUGGAAACCUUCUCGCCAAAAAGAACAGCGCUACGAAGACGACGGGGAAAAAGAAGCACCAGACCAUGAAGCCCAAAAAGUCGACCAGCGGCAACACGACUCUGACCCAGUCCAUAACGAGCAACAAUGCUAGCAGCUCUCAGGACGCUCGCGGUGGUGCCGCUUCUUCCACUGGCCAGAAAAAGCAAAGGCGGUUAGAACGGAACCGGCUCUCGGCGCAGCUCUCGCGCCGACGACGCAAGCAGUACCUAGAAGAACUCGAGGAACGUGUUGUCAAGCUAUCCCUGGACAUGGAUUCCGGUCGCCGGGCUCAUGCGUUUCGCGCUAUCAACCGGAUAUCGGAGAAACGAAAAGGGGCUCUGGAAUCCGUGGAAAGCCUGGCAAAGAGCAUCGAGGAAUGUGACCCCAACGAGAAUGACGGAUACGGGAACAACAAGCGUGGCAUGCUCAUAGGAAAACUUGAAUUCUCGCUGAAGAGCUUGGAAGACACAGGGCACCUUUCGCGGGUAAACAGCAAGGAACUCUUGAUUCUCAAUUCUUUCCUUGGACAGCAGCUGAAGAGCUUCUCGCUGCCGUCCCAUUCAAAGUUUAUUUUGUGGCUUACCCUGCAGGGUGACAUAUUUUACAGGGGGGGACGGGCCGCGAGCGAGCGCCUUUCGGCGGCACGCAUUGGGGAAAAAGUAAGUUGGUCUCGGAUUGUUGAUUAUGAGUGCGUUCGUUUCCGUUCUGUUUCUCGUCGUAUCUUCGUUGCUUUCUUAAAGACUUGACACCUCAAUCUAUGCUUUCUUAUUGGUUUCGUUUGCGGAUGUUUUGACCAUUUCAUUGAUAGAUGCUGGCAAAUGGUACCGACAAGGUGACUCCGGCAAGCGCCAUGUGGCCACUCAUUUGUAACGAAGUUGGCCUAUCCUACGAGUUGGAAGAACGCUUACGCGUUUACCAACGAACGAUUAUUUUGCAGGACAAGACGACCUGGCUGGAUCGGCACACCGCUCGUUCCUCGGCCCUCGUGAUGCAGUCGUUCCAUAACGCACUAGGUGGGAUGGCGCAGAUGGUGGGGCGCCGGGAGAGCGAAAUGUCCCAAAACAUCUUGACCCCGUUGCAACGAGCCAAAUUCCUUGCCUGGACCCACAAGAAUUCUUCUCGCAUAAAGGAACGACUCGAAGCCAGACGAAAACGACCCUUGGAUCAGCAAAAGGAUGCGAAAACUGUUGGUGUUGAAGAGAUCGAUAUUGGGUCAUGUGUGGAUCGUAACUACCCGCUGAAGAAAUCGCAUCACUUGGCCGCUAAUAUGUAUAUUCUCAACCACCAACUGCAGAGAAUUCUCAAGGACUUCCCAUACCAGUCUCCUUCUAUUCUGAAGCCGUCAGUCUUGAAAAAGCUUAUGCGUCGAGCAUCGUUUGAGUCGCUUGGACAACAAAAGGAAGGAAAUCUCCCACGGGACGACUCAUUCAUAUCCGGCGGUUCGAUGAAAUCAUUUUCGUCCAACGGUUCGCUGAGCAAGAGCGGAUCGAGUCUGAGCUUGGGCGGUGGAAACGAUUCGGAACGGCCGACAGCUCUGAAUCAAAUCACACCCACAGUUGGAGAACAAGCAGCGGACGAGUUAGUAGAUCAGGCAAUAGGAUUCGUGAAAGCGAUCAUUCCUCCUAUUCCCAAACCCACGAUGUUGAUGAAACCCAAUGUUCACGCUUCGGCUCAGAAUAUUGCCGGUGUAGCAGGAUCAUCUCAAAGGCACGACAAACAAGUAGUGAUGGAUAUGGAUUAUCACAAUCAUUGCCUGGUCCCGGUCCCUGUGGGUUCUUAUGGUGCUCCUGAGACUUCGGCCGCGGUCCCUCCAUCGAACCAACACCCUUAUCAACAAUUAUCUAUACCAGUCCAUCACAAUGGUUCUCAUCCGCCACCUCCGCUCAAUUCGCACAACUAUCAGGCUCCUCCCCAGCUGACGUAUCAAUCGCCACAAGCUCCCGAAAACUAUCACCAGCCACCACACAGUCAAGCAGAGCAUUACUAUCCGCCCCAGCAGCAUGUCCAUUAUCCUCCACAGGCGAUGGGAUCCCACCAUGGCGAGCCAAUGACGCCGAUGGACCACAUAAAUCACGACUCGAUUGCUCGUGGGUUUGAGGCAUCGUCGCCCGUGGUUCGGCAAGAUCGUGAGCAGCAACAACACGAACAAUCGGCAAUGAAAGGUAGGCACGUACGAAAGUCGUCCUUCUUGCCGCCCCAUUUGAGUGUGGUUCCUGAGGACAACACAAACUUCACUGCAGCCGACUUUUUGGCUGUAGAGGACUGCCUCAUGGACGACGGAGAUUGCGAUUGGGGCAUCGGAAUUGGUGUGGGCCUGGACAAUAUGGACACUACUGAGUAGAAGAAAGUACGACGUUCGAGUCGGAAGGAUGCGUUUUACUCUUGUGUCGCACUUGAAACAGAGGCGCCACGCAGCUUCAAGGAAUCAAUCAAGGAAGCCUUCACAUCCGCAUAGCACACAUAUACAAUACAUUACAUUCAUCCGGAAGCUUCCUUGCAUACACGCAUACACAUACACAUACACACAAUUCCAUAUCACUUGCAAUGGACACAAAUCAUACAACAGACAACAGCAUACAUUAAUUUACACAUACAACAUAGAUAGACGAUUUCUUCAGAAGAAUGAAGGGAUCACAAGCAUCCUUCACGACAAGAAUCAAGAUGUAAGUCGAGUUACAAACCAAAACGAAUACACACACACACACACA